This is a messenger RNA of Acanthochromis polyacanthus (spiny chromis), 1012 nucleotides long. RefSeq names its product probable inactive protein kinase DDB_G0270444. Lineage: Eukaryota; Metazoa; Chordata; Actinopteri; Pomacentridae. Bases 29 to 1012 code for a protein of 327 amino acids. The record is from RefSeq and is a predicted model, not a curated record. The transcript has 5 exons.
UUCAGUUUCAGGCUGAAGACGAGGAAACAUGGAGGUCCAGGUUCAGGAGGAGGUCCAGGUUCAGGAGGAGGUCCGGGUUCAGGAGGAGGUCCGGGUUCAGGAGGAGGUCCGGGUUCAGGAGGAGGUCCAGGAUCAGGAGGAGGUCCGGGUUCAGGAGGAGGUCCACGUUCAGGAGGAGGUCCACGUUCAGGAGGAGGUCCACGUUCAGGAGGAGGUCCACGUUCAGGAGGAGGUCCAGGUUCAGGAGGCGAUCCGGGUUCAGGAGGAGGUCCACGUUCAGGAGGAGGUCCACGUUCAGGAGGAGGUCCAGGUUCAGGAGGAGGUCCACGUUCAGGAGGAGGUCCACGUUCAGGAGGAGGUCCACGUUCAGGAGGAGGUCCAGGUUCAGGAGGAGGUCCACGUUCAGGAGGAGGUCCACGUUCAGGAGGAGGUCCGGGUUCAGGAGGAGGUCCGGGUUCAGGAGGAGGUCCACGUUCUGGAGGAGGUCCACGUUCAGGAGGAGGUCCAGGUUCAGGAGGAGGUCCACGUUCAGGAGGAGGUCCACGUUCAGGAGGAGGUCCGGGUUCAGGAGGAGGUCCGGGUUCAGGAGGAGGUCCACGUUCAGGAGGAGGUCCAGGUUCAGGAGGAGGUCCAGGUUCAGGAGGAGGUCCACGUUCAGGAGGAGGUCCAGGUUCAGGAGGAGGUCCAGGUUCAGGAGGAGGUCCACGUUCAGGAGGAGGUCCGGGUUCAGGAGGAGGUCCGGGUUCAGGAGGAGGUCCGGGUUCAGGAGGAGCUUCAGCUGUGCAGGACUUCAGACACCAAACAUUCCUCACAGAUAAAACGCUUGUUGUGGACGUCGUUGCAGGCUGGAUUACAGAAACGUUACAUGGACGUUAUAUCAAUGUUACAUCAUGCUUCAGAUGGUGGAGGACGGAUGGACGAUGCUGGUCGUUUAAUCAGCAGAACGAGUCGAUUAACUCUGCUGGAUGAUUCAGAGGGACCACGUGAAGGUUUCUGCUGGUUAACGUCUUAG